Molecule: messenger RNA, 1857 nt
Organism: Corylus avellana
Lineage: Eukaryota; Viridiplantae; Streptophyta; Magnoliopsida; Fagales; Betulaceae
Product: U-box domain-containing protein 62
Biological process (GO): protein ubiquitination
Molecular function (GO): ubiquitin-protein transferase activity
Source: RefSeq, a predicted model, not a curated record
UGGAUGUGGAAUCCAUGUAAUCUGAGUGAAGAGUGAUGUAACACAAAAUCAAAUCCCAUCUCAACCCCGAAGCCCUAGAACCCAAAUUCCCAAACCAAAGCCAGUGCUCAAUUCCAAUUCAAAAUCCCCAAAAUUAAAGGGUUUCGUCACAGCGAGGACUGAAAAUGUCGUCGGAGGAAAUGGGAAUGGGACCCUCCCACUCCCACUCCCACUCCCACUCACACUCCCACUCCAACCACCUGCUCUUCCAAGACGAAGCCAUGCCCCUGCGCUUCAAUUGCUCCGCCCCACAGCGCCCAAAGACCACGCGAGAGCUCACGGGCUUCAUCGACGACAAGCUCUUCUUCACGCCCCCCCAAGGGCCCCACUUCCGCCGCACCCACUGGAACGACGAUGGAGGUGCUGCCACGCCCAGCCCCGACGAUUCCGACGACGAAGACGAUGGUGACGAAGACGACGAGGAGGUCGACGACGGUGAAGUCGAACGACUUGUCAAUGGUGUUGGUGUUGGUGUUGGUGUUGAUGAUAGCAACAACAACGACGACACUAACACUGGCAAUAAGAUUGAUAGAAGUACCAAUGCCACUGCUGACAAUGGUGGUACCGACAGAAUGGGAAAUGGGAAAGCGAAGCACCACCAUUCCACAUUUGUAGGGUCGAGUAGUAGUAGAGAGUUGUUGGUAGGGAAGGAUGGGAACGUGGGUCAAUCUGUGAACGACGUGACGAGUGACAGUCAUAAUCAUCAUCAUCAUCAUCAACAACAGCAGCAGGGAAGGCUCAGAGUCGGGGGUUACCAAAAUGCGGUCACAAUUGCGGAACCUGAUGGGGAUUUGUAUUACUCUCAGUAUUUGGACGGGUCUUCUGGUCUUGCUGCUUCUGCUUCUGGGCACAAGGAUGUCGUAGCAGUUGUGGACAACGGCUGCGGGUUUAGUGGGAGAAAGGAUGUUUCCGUUUCAAGUGAGUCUGGAGACUCACUCAGGGCGAUUCUCUCCGACCCCGUUACGGGAGCUCUCAUGGAUGAUGCGAUGAUAUUACCUUGUGGACACUCCUUCGGUGGUGGUGGAAUACAGCAUGUUACUAGAAUGAAAUCUUGCUACACUUGUUCUCAGUCAAUUUCGGAAGACUCAAUAGCUCCAAAUCUCUCAUUGCGAGCUGCUGUACAAGCAUUCCGCCGGGAAGAAGAAUUACUGCUUUAUCGCUCAUCCAAAAGAAGGAGAGAAAGGUUUGACCAGGACAAGGGUGGUUUUGGCGAUUCAGCUCUCAUGGAUCCUUCUAGGGGUAGAGGCGUUCAGUUUCCAUUUGCAGUGACAGACCGGGUCAUUAUAAAGGGGAACAAGAGGACACCACAGCGCUUUGUUGGACGUGAGGCUAUUGUAACAACACAAUGCUUAAAUGGAUGGUACGUAGUCAAGACACUGGACAAUGCAGAAAGUGUAAAAUUGCAGUAUCGCUCACUCGCCAAGGUUUCAGAUGACCCAUCCAUGAAGCCAAUGUCAAGCAAGAUAGCACCAAACUGGCUCUAGAGUUGCAGCAUACCAAAUGGAAAUGUUCUGUAAAAUAUACUUGGUUACCAAUAUCCCACGAUUGAAGUAUGUUGUAACUCUAUAGAGGAAGAGGGUUCUUGUUUGUACUUGUAUUGUUAGUAUUUCUUACAAGCGAUCAUGAUUAUUCAGGCCCUGUAAAUUAUGGAAGCUUUGUCAUUGCUGAUUUGGGAAAACCUGGAUGAGAUUGGAGAUAGGAGCAUUGUUAUAGUCGUCUUUGCUUUAGAGCAACGUUGUAUUUAAGUAAAGCAUGUGUAUAAAAGGAAAACGAACGUGUAAUCAAUUUUGGUUUAUAAGAUCUGGUGCUACUUCAAUU